AUGAAAGGUUUGCCCAAUCGCAGCAGAACUGGCGCGUCAGCGCCUGCUCCCCAGCCUGCUCCAACAUCCUAUAUUGCAGCUCCCCAGACCCCCUUCAAUCUUUUCUCUAAUCCCACAUCCAUCCAGUCCUCGAAUUCUGUUGGUGGAAACCCUAAUCCUUUCGGGAACUCAACUACCACACCUACUCCAUCGUUUCCACCUACAAACUCGCCGUUCUCCGUCAAACCGGCUCGACCGACGGAAGCAAAACCUGAUGCCGCGCCGUCUUCUGUGUCUUCUUCGAAUGUAUUUGCACCGGCGAACGUUUCUUCAGCGCCCUCAGCUUUUAUGACAUCCUCACCAUCAUCAUUUACGAUUCCUUCGACCACCUUCCCUCCCACGAACACAUCGAAAGCAUUCGCGUCUUUGCUUAGUACUUCUUCGUCAUCCACAUCUACAUCUUCGUCCAAUGGUUCUUCAGAUGAUUCUGCUCUCAAGCUUUACACGAAUCUGCGUGGUUUGAACGUGUCUCUAUUAUCUGCAGUGUCAAAAGCCGUUGACGACGACGCAUUUGUGGAUCUCUCCUCCGCUCUAGAGAAAUACAAGGAGGUGCGGUCAAAGAUACAGAAGGGUCAUGAUGCCAACCCCUCCGCGACAAGUGGUUCUAAACCAAGUGUCAGUUCUUCUGGAGACAAGCCGGCAAUGCCUGCGCCUCCCACUUCAUUUACUGGCUUCGGUGGAUUCAACCCAGCCACCUCAACUUCCUCUUCGACCUCUGCACCUGCACCACCCACAUUUACCUUUGGUUCAUCAUCAAACACUGCCUUUGGUUCCUCAUCUAACACCGGCUUUGGUUCAUCAUCGAGCACCGGCUUCGGUUCCUCCACUCCGUCCAGUCCCUUCGGCGCCACGUCAGCCUCAACCUCUCUAGCAACUGCAACGGUGCCUAAACCAAAUUCUUUUGGCACAGCAUCUGUCCCGUCCUCCUUCAAGUCUUUCGCUUCAACAGUAGCAGCUACGACGCCUUCCACUUUCGCAAGCUCGACCACUUCUUCGUCUACAACGACUCCCAGUGUUGGGUUCACGUUCGGCUCUGGCAGCGGAGCCGAGAAGCCCAAGGAGGAUGCUAAGACAGAUACGCCCAACACGGAGAAAAAGACUCUUCCGUUCAGUUUUGGGACUUCCCCGACACCUACCUCCUUGGCCGGCACCUCCUUGUUUGGUACAUCGCCGCCCGCUGCAAGCCCUUCCUCGACCCCCAAAGCUUCUACACCAGCAGCGGAGGAUGGAAAUGCGAGAGAAGGCGAUGAAGCUAGCACGGAAGGAGGCGAGUCACAGGAGGCCACUCCAGGUUUGCUAGCACCCAACCCUCACGAUGAAGAGGGUGAAGGAGAGGAAAAUGAGGAAACUAUUCAUGCAGUCAAGUCGAAGGCCUACCGGCUGAAAAAAGAUGAUAAGACGGGUGCCUCGUCCUGGGCGGAACUCGGAGUUGGUAUCCUUCGAGUCAAGAAAGAUAAAACCACAGCGUCACGUAGGAUGCUCCUACGGAACAGUACCAAUGGCAAGAUUCACAUCAACUUCAAGAUCUACGUUGGUAUGAACCCUUCAGUAAACAAGAAGGCCGUGUCGUUUGUCGGACAUGACAACGGAGUGGCGCAGUCCUACACUCUUCGUGUCGCCACCGAGGCUCAGGCGAAGGAGCUCAAAGAAGCGGUUGAAAAAGAAAUCGAGGCUAUAAAGGCUCAAUAG
Messenger RNA from Cyclocybe aegerita, 1728 nucleotides. The record is from the annotation of a GenBank genome assembly. NCBI's taxonomy places the organism in Eukaryota, Fungi, Basidiomycota, Agaricomycetes, Agaricales, Hemipholiotaceae.